AUGAAGGGAGUUCAGGGAUUUGGUAGAUGGGGAAAGCUUGCCACGAGAUAUAUUGGUUCAUUCUGGAUUGUGGAACGUAUUAGAGCCAUUUCAUAUCGGCUAGAUCUUCUAGCAUCAAUGUCGAGCAUACAUGAUGUUUUUUAUGUUUUGAUUCUCAAGAAGCAUUUACGUGAUGAGGAGCAACAACGAGUGUUGGACACACUGGAGGUUGAGAUUCAUGAUGAUUUGACCACUAUUGAGGCUCCAGUUCGCAUUCUUGCUAGAGAGGAAAAGAGACUUAGAAAUAAGGUGAUUCCUUUAGUGAAAGUGCAAUGGAACUGGAAAGGAGCUGAGGAGGCUUCUUGGGAGCUCGAAGAGGAUAUGCGUCACGACUACCCGCACAUGUUUGAAUAG
Messenger RNA from Asparagus officinalis (garden asparagus), 393 nucleotides. RefSeq lists its product as uncharacterized. Bases 1 to 393 code for a protein of 130 amino acids. The record is from RefSeq and is a predicted model, not a curated record. Lineage: Eukaryota; Viridiplantae; Streptophyta; Magnoliopsida; Asparagales; Asparagaceae. The transcript has a single exon.